CGCGCACACCCGCGCCUGCCCGAGGGGCCUCGCCGCAGCCGCAGCCGCAGCCAUGCCCUUCCUGGGGCAGGACUGGCGCUCGCCGGGGCAGAGCUGGGUGAAGACGGCGGACGGCUGGACGCGGUUCCUGGAUGAGAAAAGUAGCAGCUACGUGAGCGACCUCAGCAGUUACUGCAAAAAGGAGGACCGCAAUAAGGAGAAUCUUUUCACCGGCAUGAGCUAUGAUGUUGCUGCCAAGAAGAGAAAGAAGGACCUGCUGAAUAACAAAACCAAGAUUCAGUACUUCCAUCAAGAAAAAUGGAUAUAUGUUCACAAGGGAAGCACAAAAGAACGUCACGGCUACUGUACCUUGGGAGAAGCUUUCAAUAGACUUGACUUCUCCAGCGCUAUUCUGGAUUCCAGAAGGUUCAACUAUGUUGUUAGGCUGUUGGAGCUGAUAGCAAAGUCUCAGCUAACAUCACUGAGUGGAAUUGCCCAGAAAAACUUCAUGAACAUCUUGGAAAAAGUGGUGCAGAAAGUCCUUGAAGAUCAGCAGAACAUCAGGCUAAUAAAGGAAUUGCUUCAGACUCUCUAUCAGUCACUAUGUACCCUGGUUCAAAGAGUAGGCAAGUCGGUUCUGGUUGGAAACAUCAACAUGUGGGUGCACAGAAUGGAGGCUAUCCUUCACUGGCAGCAGCAGCUGAACAACAUCCAAAUCACCAGGCCUGCCUUUAAAGGAACAACCUUUACCGACCUGCCAUUGUGUUUACAAUUAAAUAUCAUGCAGCGGCUAACUGAUGGGAGAGACCUAGUCAGCCUUGGUCAAGUUGCCCCUGAGCUGCAGGUGCUCAGUGAAGACCGACUGCUAUGGAAGAAACUCUGCCAGUACCACUUCACAGACCGACAGAUUCGCAAACGGCUUAUUUUAUCAGAUAAGGGGCAGUUAGAUUGGAAGAAGAUGUACUUCAAACUUAUAAGGUGUUACCCAAAGAGAGAGCAAUAUGGAGACACACUGCAGCUCUGCAGACACUGUCACAUUCUCUCCUGGAAGGGUACAGAUCAUCCUUGCACAGCCAAUAACCCAGAGAGCUGCUCCAUUUCACUUUCACCACAAGACUUUAUCAACUUGUUCAGGUUCUGAAUCCGGGGUCUUCACAGCAUACUAGAUUCUUUUAGAGGACACUUUAUGCUGCUGAGCUUGGACACUCAACUUGUAAAUAGUGUAAAUGUCUGUGAUGGUUUGAAGCUCCUGAGGCAAAUGAGAAGAGGAAUUUGAAGACAAGAGGUGAAAUUGCUCGCUGACACUCUAUUUAAGUAGUAAGAGACUCCAAACAAGACUGGUGUGGAAAGCAGCAUGUUGUAAAAAGUUCCUUUUCUUGAUCAGAGUACAAGAUACAGGACAAACUUGUCUCAGUUUUAGAAGUUAAAACUGAAUUUUCCCCUCCACUUCUGGCCAUUUGAACAUAUUUUUUUUUCAGGUUCUAAUAAUUGAAAAGGAAGCAAUAUGAGUUGAGGACUGUUGAACUGUUCCUCCAUCUGGUUGUUAUUUACAACAGAUAUUUAUAAAUAUGACUUUAAAAUAUUUAUGGGGAAAAACAUCCCUCUGACAAGUUUUAAUAACAUUUGUGUGAGAUUAAAAAAAAAUUGGAUCCAUUCUGAAAUAUAUAUCAUGUAUAGGACUUUAUCCUACUUAAAAACAAAAAUCACACACCACACCAUUUUCUACCUCUGAGGAAGAAUAUCUUUCAGCAAAAAUCCAGUGUGCAAUGUGAACUUUUGUAUUUUGUAUUUUGAUUUAAAGGGAACUGAUGUUUUGUGAGUAAGCAUUUUUCCUUCACAUUUUAAUGCUUACAUUUUUCAUUGGUUUUCUUGCUCUACGCAGUGCUUGAUUGCCUAGACAAUAGGCACCUUAGAAAUACCUAAGAUUUUACUCCAUCCUCUUUUGAAUUUGUUUUAAGAUUUAAGCAAAAAAAAACACACCAGGGUAUGGUUAUAUUUAACAAGGGAAUGUGAUGGAUUUGAAGGGACCAGAUCUAACCUCUUACAGUGUAAAUAGUUGACAAUAAUUUCUGAUUUUUUUCCAUGGAAUUAUGCUGAGUUUACACUGAUCUGAGAGAUUAGGAUGUGGUUUGUUGGCCCCUGGUUUGGUUUUUUGUGUUGUUACUAUCAAUAUACACUACAUUACAUAUAAUGUACCACAUGCUCCCAAUUAAAGUCAAGUGGAAUUUCAUCCUCAAAGGAAUCUAACGCCCUGAAAACUGGUGCAACUUGGAGAAGCAAAACUCCAUGGAAGCCAAUGGAAUUGUACCAAACUACAUUCCCUGAGGAUCUGGUCCAUGAUGGUUAUCUUGAAUGCUGUUAGUUUUAUAUUUGAUGUAACA
Messenger RNA from Gavialis gangeticus (Gharial), 2360 nucleotides. It is a transcript of the gene FBXO32, whose product is annotated as F-box protein 32. Gene Ontology annotation, molecular function: protein binding. Gene Ontology annotation, biological process: protein ubiquitination. Bases 53 to 1120 code for a protein of 355 amino acids. NCBI's taxonomy places the organism in Eukaryota, Metazoa, Chordata, Crocodylia, Gavialidae. The record is from RefSeq and is a predicted model, not a curated record. Gene Ontology annotation, cellular component: cytoplasm; nucleus; SCF ubiquitin ligase complex. The transcript has 9 exons.